This is a messenger RNA of Blepharisma stoltei, 2190 nucleotides long. Lineage: Eukaryota; Ciliophora; Heterotrichea; Heterotrichida; Blepharismidae. The record is from the annotation of a GenBank genome assembly.
AUGCGUGCACUAAAUAUUACAAUACCUAUUGUAGCUGAUCACGUAAGCUUUGGAGUCCUUUCAAAUAAAACAGAAUACCCUUUAUUUGUAAAAAUAGCUGGGAAUGAUUUUUAUAGGAAUAGUGUUUUAGCUGACCUAGUCGUUAUUUUUGGGUGGAAAAAUGUCAUUAUAAUUCCAGAAAAUAAUACUCCCAGUAUACAAACUUGUGCUUAUCUAAAAAAGCGUAUGGAAGCUGCCAAUGUCAAAGUGGUAAAUAACCUUGAAAAAACGAUGAUUAUGGAUAAUUACAAUCACAAUUAUUUUGAUGAGCAUAAAGAUUUAAUGCUUGGCCUGCUAAAGUACAAAACUCGACCGAUUAUUUUAGCUGUGACUCCUCCGUCUAUUUUUUAUUUUUUAGAAGACUUAUACAAUGUAGGAAUUCGUCGGGGAGACCUGAUUAUUAUGGUCCCGAGUAAAACUGCGUUUUUAUAUACAACUAUACCUAUUAAGCCUAUGCUGGAUAAAAUGUCAGAACUUUUAUAUGGCGGAAUUACUACAUGUGAAGCUGAGUGGAUUGGAGAAUUUGGCCAAAAUCAACUUAAAGGAUUUAAAAAAGUUUACCCAUACAUUAAUGAUGAUUUCAGAUGUUUUUCACUUGAUUCAGGGUGGCUGGUACUAAAUGCGCUGAAAUUUACAAUUGAUCAAGGAGAAGAUAUUUAUGAUCCUUAUUUGUUUAACAUUCGCUUAAGACAGCAAAGGUUUUUAGGCUGCUCCGGGAUAGUUUCUAUUAGUUCUCAGUCGAAUGAUAGGAAUUCAGCACCGAUUGGGAUUAAUAAUUUUAGAUAUGACAGUGUAAAUGAUAUUUUAUAUGAAAAAAUGAUAGCAUCUUAUGAUCAAGGAAGUUUACAGCUGUUUACGAUUUAUGAUGACAUGAAUUGGUAUGAUAAUACCACAAAUACACCAUCAGAUAUUGUAAAAAGUGAAAAUGACUGUCCGUUUAAGGAUAGUCAAAUUGAAUACUCAGCAAAAGGCGCUGGAAUGUUCUAUGGAAUUGCUUUUGGAAUUACUAUAAAUACAAUGUUUUUGACUUUUUAUAUAUGAAAAAGGUGGUGGAAUUUAGAAAUUCAAGUAUUAACUGAGCCAAGGCAAAUUCAAUUUGAAGAUUACAUAGCAAUGGCCAUUAUUUUAGUAGAUUUUUUGCAGUUUUUAUCAGUUGGACCAGAGAUAAAGAAUUAUGAUAUUUUUACUUAUACACUCACUCAUUUUGCUUCUAUUACUUUUAUGACUGAAGGGAAAUACCUAUGAAUCCAUUUAUAUUUUGCUAUAGGUGGCCUUUGUGCAUGGCUUUUGUUUGGGAUAACUCAUAUUUUUCGUAUUGGAGAAAAUUUGCAUAAUAGCUUUAUUGAUUGUUGAAAGAUCUUAUCAAAACUCUCAUUGCCUAUUCUUGGAAAUGCACUGUUUUUACCAAUUGUGUCAGUAUUUUUAAAUGUUAUUCAAUGCGACCAACAAAUUGGCUCAAAGUUGACCGAAACUUUUGUGAGAAAAGACUGUAACACUUUUUGCUGAAAAGAUUCCCAUAUUUUAUGGGCAACCCUCUCUAUAAUUUGCUUAAUUCUAUAUUUGCCUUUUGCAAUUUAUUUAAAGCCUCAUUGGGACUUCUAUGAAGAUUUUAUCAAUAUAAAAACGCGUCCACUUUUUUUGAUGGCGAAAAGUGUUUUCCAAGUCAGUAUUAUUGUUCUCAAUAAAACAGUAAAGCCACAAAGCCAAGCCCUUCAUGGACUCUUCUACAGUGUUUUAUUAUGUAUUUUAAUAUUUAUUUGUAUGAAAAAAAAGCCUUAUAAUGAAAGCCGCAUGAACCUUUGGCAAAUAAUUUCAUAUUUAGCCAUUUUAUGAAGCGUGGUUUUGUCUUCUUUAUAUUGAAUAAUUCCAACAAGGAUGCCAGAUGCUUGAAUAUUAUCAGAAUAUUUAGGCUGAAUUUUUUUAUUUAUUAUUGGGCUUUAUAUUCAGAAAAAUUAUUGCCUAAGCAUGCUUUUUAAUGAACCUGGAAUAAAUAUUGUAAAACUGUUUAGAUUUUCUUUAGGUAAAUCUAUAGAAGCUUCUGAAAUCAACAAAGAUCUUGAAGAAAAAAGAAAUAAGUAUAGCAUGCACUUAAGUACCUCUAGAAAUUUUCUCAGUAGCUCUGCACAUCAAGCAUUUAUGGAAAAGAAUUAA